Messenger RNA from Bombina bombina (fire-bellied toad), 1160 nucleotides. RefSeq names its product transmembrane protein 219 (gene TMEM219). The transcript has 6 exons. Bases 215 to 994 code for a protein of 259 amino acids. Lineage: Eukaryota; Metazoa; Chordata; Amphibia; Anura; Bombinatoridae. The record is from RefSeq and is a predicted model, not a curated record.
GGGAUAGACACAUUGACUAGUAUUUUGGCUACCAAAGAAGGAUAUGUUGCUGUUUUUCGUGGUUUGCGAUAGCUCCCGCGAUGCUUUGCAGUUAUAUCCAUAACCGUAGUGCAUUGUGGGAUAUACACGGGUUCAAAUCCUCCCAUUAAUAAUCAUCUGGGCGAGCUGAGAGGGAAAUGCCAGCUUUGUGCCUGGUGUCCUCUAUUAGGUCACCAUGGUACUGUUCCGUGGCCUGCGAGCCUGCAUACACCAGUAUCCACCACUGGUCAUGUUCUUUCUGUGUAUUGCAACCCUCGUAAUCUCCUUCCUGUGUCUUGGAGUCUAUGUGAAGACGCACACUGUCAGGGAUGCUGAUGUCGCCCAGGAUUGGGAUUCCUUUAUCCUUGCUCUCAGCAUGCUUCACUUCUGCCCUAAAGGUAAUAUGACUGGGAAUCUAUCUAAUGUCUCAGAGCUCAGCACAGUAGGUUUCCGCAAGAAGUCUGUUGUGGCUGUGCUGGGGCUGCACCCAUGGGACUCUGCCAGCAGUAGCACCAGUCUGCGACUUGCUGUCAAAGGUAUCCAGCUUGGUCUGAAAGGAGACAGAGAGGAUGCUAAUAUGGUUGUCACUGUGUCCAGAUUCAUAGAAACCGAGAAAUGUAAUGCCAGUGACCAGGCGUGUAUUACAAGAUUCUGUAUCACUGUCUUUGGUCCAGAGUCGUCUCUGCCAAACACCAGGUUACUAUCGCAGUGCUCCGAGAGUGCACCCAGUGCGGUGUCCUUACCUGACCUGUAUGUGGCGAAGCAAAAACCGGACUCUCCCUCUCGGUGUUACAGAGUGAGGUAUUCACCAGACCCUACUCUGCAAACCAUGGUGUCUCUGAAUGAGCGGACACUCUGCUAUACACGAUUGAUGUACACAGCUCUGGUUCUUUCCUUCCUCUUGGCAUUAUUCACCCUAUCUGGUGCCCUCUGUAUCCAUAUUUUCAAAGACAAGAGAUCCCAAGGGCUGCUGUGAGAGAAAAGGCCACGUUCCUCCAUAUGGCAGCUGAACUGGUUCAUCUGAUUCAGAAUGAGGUCCUUGGGAGGGAGAAAUACUAAUAAAACUGAUGGGGUGUUUUUUUCUUUUUUACUGCAAAUGGAUGUAAAGUUUACCACAAAUAAACAAAUCUCGGUCUAGUAAA